AUGUGUUUUAGAAGUUACUGUUGGCUGGUGCUUCGUGAUACGAAUCACUCAUUAAGAUUCUCAAAAUAUCUGGGAAAAUGGAACCCUAUUUAUAUUACUGAAUGUGAGGGUCUGAGGUCGAGAUGCAGCGGUAUUGAUGCUGGAAGUUUAAUUGGACCACUUCAUGUUUUCAGAACUUGUUAUGAGUUGACACCUGUUCGACUGUAUACGGAUCUAAAUAUAUAUUCAUCAGUUUUAUUUAACCCAAUAUGAUUGAGAUAACGUGCAACGACAGGCUUGGUAAGAAAGUGCGCAUUAAAUGCAACCCGACAGACAAAGUUGGUGAUCUAAAGAAGCUAAUUGCCGCGCAAACCGGUACGAACUGGGAACGCAUUGUGUUGAAAAAGUGGUACACUAUUUUUAAGGACCACAUUACUCUUCAAGACUAUGAAAUAAAUGAUGGGAUGAAUUUAGAAUUGUAUUACCAAUAAGUCUUUUUACAUGUCAAUUUCGUAUGCAUUUUCAAAAUAUUUUCUGUUACUC
This is a messenger RNA of Heterobilharzia americana, 522 nucleotides long. The record is from the annotation of a GenBank genome assembly. NCBI's taxonomy places the organism in Eukaryota, Metazoa, Platyhelminthes, Trematoda, Strigeidida, Schistosomatidae.